CAGGAUUGUAUCAGUGUGACUUCCUACCGUGGCUCAUUUUCGCCCUACACUUUAUUGUCUGAAGCCGUGGCUUGCUCGCAGUCUGUCGGUACGCCCCAUGACCACCUGGCAUUGCCUUUCUGUAAAACCAGAAGAGCUCCGUCUUGACACGACCCUCAACUGUGGGCAAAGCUUCCGAUGGGUGAACACAGGAGAUAAUCAGUGGACGAGUGUAUUGUCGGGGCGCAUAAUAACGUUGCGUCAGACUGGUAGAUGACGACAUAUUGUAUCGCACACCGGGCGAUAAUGUCGGCGAUGUUGCGGAGUUAUUGAGAGACUAUUUUCAGCUUGAUGUAGAUCUUGGGGAACUGUAUAAACAAUGGCGGACGGAUGCCAACUUUGAGAAAAAGGCGGGACGGUUUAUGGGCAUCCGGAUAUUAAGGCAAGAUCCGGUAGAAAAUUUGUUCACGUUCAUUUGUACCUCAAACAACAACAUUCAGCGAAUCACUACAAUGGUUAGCAAACUAUGUCAACAUUAUGGAACCGAGAUCGGUACUGUUGAUGAGAUAUCGAAGCCCUUCUAUAGCUUUCCGACGGUGGCGCGUCUUGCACAAGAAAAUGUGGAAAACGAGUUGCGGCAGCUUGGUUUCGGCUACCGUGCAAAAUACAUAUCGCAAACGGCGAGGUACAUCAUGGAGCACCAUGACGAAACCUGGUUAAGAGGAUUGAGAAAUUUGCCAUAUGAAGAAUGCAGGGAUGAGUUGUUGAAGCUGGCUGGUGUGGGACCAAAGGUUGCAGACUGUGUCUGUUUAAUGAGCAUGGAUAAGCCAGGAGCGAUACCCGUUGAUACGCAUGUAUGGCAGAUUGCGAAAAGAGACUACAAGUUGUCCGGCCUCGCUUCAAAAACUCUCACGCAAAAGAACUACUUAGCGAUCGGGGAUCGCUUUCGAACGAUCUUUGGGACACACGCUGGAUGGGCGCAUUCAGUGCUAUUUACCGCCGACCUGCGCCAAUUUGAACAUCGAUUGGUAUCAUCUGUAGAGAACAAGUCGAAUAUUGUGCUAGAGGGUAAACGUGAGGAGGCCCCACAGCCGAGGCGCCCAAAAAAGACAGCGGGCGUUACCGUACUUGAUCGGUAUCCCCGUAGAAAACGCCGGAUCCUCGAGGGGGACCAUGAAAAAAAGUAGAUAUUUCUGUAGAUAGUAAAUUCUAAUUACCUUUAUAUUGAUAGUGCGGAGCCGGUGGGUAUUGGCACUAGCACCCGCACCAGGGAUUGAACCGCGCGACAACCGGUUCGGAAAACCUAAUCUAACCAAUCUAC
This is a messenger RNA of Spizellomyces punctatus DAOM BR117, 1300 nucleotides long. RefSeq names its product 8-oxoguanine DNA-glycosylase (ogg), variant. Lineage: Eukaryota; Fungi; Chytridiomycota; Chytridiomycetes; Spizellomycetales; Spizellomycetaceae. The record is from RefSeq and is a predicted model, not a curated record. Gene Ontology annotation, molecular function: 8-oxo-7,8-dihydroguanine DNA N-glycosylase activity; damaged DNA binding. The coding region runs from base 402 to 1166 and encodes 254 amino acids. The transcript has 8 exons. Gene Ontology annotation, biological process: base-excision repair; base-excision repair, AP site formation; nucleotide-excision repair. Gene Ontology annotation, cellular component: nucleus.